Messenger RNA from Acanthoscelides obtectus, 420 nucleotides. Lineage: Eukaryota; Metazoa; Arthropoda; Insecta; Coleoptera; Chrysomelidae. The record is from the annotation of a GenBank genome assembly.
AUGGACCAGAGGGUCAUUCGUGGGCUUCCGAGAGAGAUGGCAGUCAAUGACAUCAAAGAGGAUCUGGUGAGCCAAGGCAUCGCAGACGCCGUGGUUCAGCAGCUGACCUCAAGGACCACAAAGAAGCCACUUCCGCUCUUCCUCGUCAAGACGAAGAUGCCGGAAAAGCUUGCAGAGAUCCAGAGGCUGGCCAUGCUCACGGUCAGCUUCGAGAGGAAGAAAAAGUCUUCCGAGCCCAGCCAGUGCUACCGCUGCCAGCGGUACGGGCACACACAGCGGAACUGCCGUCUCGCUGAACGCAUCGCUUUCAUGUUGCUUUCGUCUGAAGAUGAAUCAUUCAACUUGAGGCUUCCGCUGGAUUCUGAACUUGAACUGGAGAGGGAAGAUAUCUUUCCGAAUCCUUUUGAGGCUUUUAAAUAA